UCUCAUUAUCAUAAUCAUUCUGCAUUUGUGGACAAAUGGCCAUUAAGAGAGUUAAUUCAGCAACUUACUUCUUACUUUUUCUUCACUUUCUCCUUCCCUUCGCCUCAUGCAGCAACAGGAAGCAGGUUUAUGUAGUUGAGUUGUUCGGAGAUCACAGCAAUAGUGAUAAAACAGAUGAAGUUGAGAAUACCCAUCAUGCUUUUUUGCUUUCCGUUAAAGAAACUGAGGAGGAAGCACGAGCUUCCCUUCUUUAUAAUUACAAACACAGUAUCAAUGGUUUUGCAGCAUUGCUUACUCCAAAAGAAGCCAAUGAGCUCUCAGAAAUGGAGGGAGUGGUUUCUGUGCAUAAGAACCAGCCAAGAAUCUACUCUUUGCACACCACCAGAUCAUGGGAAUUCGUGGGAUUGGAUAGACCUUUGAAUCCAUUGGAAGAAGACUCAAAACAGAAAAAUAGAGACUUGCUAAGCAGAGCACAAUAUGGGAAAGAUAUCAUAGUAGGAAUGAUUGAUAGUGGUGUGUGGCCAGAUUCAAGUAGCUUCAGUGAUGAAGGGAUGGGGCCUGUUCCAACAAAAUGGAAAGGAGAAUGUCAAAAUGGAACUGCUUUCGAUUCAUCCCAGUGUAAUAGGAAGAUUAUAGGAGCUCGUUACUACUUGCGUGGUUACGAGAGUGUAUUUGGUCCUCUAAACGAAAAAGAGGACUACAAAUCAGCACGUGACAAAGAUGGUCAUGGAACACACACAGCUUCAAUAGUAGCAGGACGUGCAGUGGCGAAUGCCUCAGCCCUUGGAGGCUUUGCCAAGGGCACAGCCCUAGGUGGGGCCCCUUUGGCCCGUCUUGCCAUAUACAAAGCAUGUUGGCCCAUAAAAGGACAGUCCAAAGACCAAGGGAACAUAUGCACAAACAUUGACAUGCUCAAAGCUAUAGAUGAUGCCAUUGGUGAUGGCGUUGAUGUUCUAAGCAUUUCCAUUGGGUUCAAAGAACCCAUUUCUUAUGAGGAGGAUGUGAUUGCCAGGGGUGCAUUGCAUGCUGUGAGGAACAACAUUGUUGUAGCGUGCAGUGCAGGUAAUGCUGGCCCUUCACCUCAAACUUUGUCAAAUCCUGCACCAUGGAUCAUCACGGUUGGUGCCAGCACUGUAGAUAGGUCUUUUCUUGCUCUUGUUAAGCUCACCAAUGGCACAAUCAUUGAGGGUCGAUCAAUUACCCCAGUUCACAUGGGAAAGAACUAUUACCCAUUGGUUCUAGCUAAAGAUGUUGAACUUCCAGGCCUGCCUAGUAAUAAUUCUGGGUAUUGCUUGGACAAUAGCCUUGAACCUAACAGGACAAUGGGGAAGAUAGUUAUCUGCCUCAGAGGGCAAGGUCAAAGGUUAUAUAAAGGCUUAGAAGUUCAAAGGGCAGGGGGGAUUGGUCUUAUCCUUGGGAACAAUAAACUAAAUGGAAAUGAUGUACCCUCUGAUCCUCAUUUUAUUCCAGCCACUGGACUGUCCUAUGAUAAUGUCUUAAAACUCAUUCACUAUGUCCGUUCUACCCCAAAUCCAAUGGCACAAAUUCUGCCAGGAACAACAGUGUUAAAAACCACACCAGCACCCUACAUGGCCUCUUUCUCUAGCAGGGGUCCAAAUAUAAUUGACCCCAAUAUUCUCAAGCCUGAUAUUACAGCCCCAGGAGUAGACAUAUUAGCAGCAUGGACCGCGGAAGAUGGUCCCACACGAAUGACAUUUAACGACAAACGAGUGGUUAAGUACAACAUCUUCUCUGGAACUUCAAUGUCAUGCCCUCAUGUUGCUGCUGCAGCUGUUCUUCUCAAAGCCAUACACCCUACAUGGACCACUGCUGCUAUAAGAUCUGCCCUCAUAACUACAGCCAAGCCAACGGACAACACUGGCCAUCCAUUGAUUGAUGAAGCUGGAAAUCUUGCAACUCCUUUUGCAAUGGGAUCGGGCCACUUCAACCCCAAAAAAGCAGCAGAUCCUGGUCUAGUUUAUGAUGCCUCCUACAUGGACUACCUUCUUUACACUUGUAAACUUGGAGUAGCUAAAAACCUCAACAUUACAUAUAACUGUCCAAAGUCAUUUCUUGAACCCUUUGAACUCAACUAUCCAUCCAUACAAGUCCAUGGACUCAAUUACUCUAGGACUAUUAAGAGGAUAGUCACCAAUGUUGGUAGAAGCAGGAGUAUUUACAAGUUUAGUGCCUCGUCACCAAAGGAAUUCUCCAUCUCAGCCACUCCAGAUACUCUUACAUUUAAUCAUGUUGGGCAGAAAAUGAACUUCAUCAUCACAGUGACAGCAAACUUGAGUCAGAUACCAACCAACCAUGGCCCAGAUAAGUACUACUUUGGUUGGUAUGCAUGGACUCGAAAACAUAACGUUGUAAGAAGCCCCGUGGCAGUGUCUUUUAUAUAGAAUAACAUCGUUUCUUCUUA
Vigna angularis (adzuki bean) is the source of this 2422-nucleotide messenger RNA. RefSeq names its product subtilisin-like protease SBT5.6. Gene Ontology annotation, molecular function: serine-type endopeptidase activity. Gene Ontology annotation, biological process: proteolysis. The transcript is spliced from 9 exons. NCBI's taxonomy places the organism in Eukaryota, Viridiplantae, Streptophyta, Magnoliopsida, Fabales, Fabaceae. The record is from RefSeq and is a predicted model, not a curated record. The coding region runs from base 36 to 2402 and encodes 788 amino acids.